UAACCACCAUGAGGCAUUAGAUUGUAAGCGUCCCUUUGUGCUUUUUAUAACAUCUCGCUUUCAACCCACAUCCCCAGACCGUCCCACAUCAGAGCUAUUGACGAACCAUCCACCAUAUAUUGCGAAGCAAGGCUACUUGAGAUGUCUGCCACCUCGGAAUCUGACAAGACUGUCUUGCAGUAUAUUAUCACCCACGUCUUUUGUCCCAUCAAAUUACCACAGGAAGACGAUUAUACUCCUGAAAACGAUCGCUUCCUCCUUGAUGCCGUGCUAGGCUCCGCUCGCAAAUUCGUGAGCCCUUUGCCUGGCAACGAUCAGGAGCAGUGGGGUCCUUUGUUAAAGAUGCUGGAGAGUCUUGCCGUCACAAUAUCUUCUCCUUCCCUGACCGAAGACAUCGAGUCGCAAAUUAAAUCCAUGCAAGCAGGAGAUAUUCUUGCAUAUCUGAUCCGAACACAAAAUGCUGCUGUUGUGCUUCGUAAGCUCGACACGAAAACAAUAUUUGAAUCCUUCGAAGUUUCUCCACCGUCGUCUGUCGUCAUGGCGGCAAGGGGGAAGCUGCUGUGUUCGUAUCCAGGACCCGCAAUCGCCGUACCAAACUCAGUCGUAGAUAACCCUACGUUUACCUCCGAGUUAGCGAACUUUCUCUCGCACAUGAACUACGAUGAGUUAGAUCCGGCGACAAUGACCACCGAAGGACAUUCCACACUCCUCCGAGGAGAGACCGCCCACCCCCGUUAUGUCACCCAGCUUCUCACGGAGAUCCUUCGCGCCUUUGGCGAGCCGGCUGACAUUCCUCGCAUUCAAAAACGUCUAGGCGAUGAUGCCUUACAGUCUAACGCCACCCUCCCUUGGCGAAGAUCAUCCCUCUGGCUUGUCAGUAGGGUUGCAUUGCAGACAUCUCUCGAGCGCACCAGCCUUGGACGAAACAGUUACAAGGCUUUCAUGGCUUCGCUCAUGACGGACCUUGUGUCCAAAGCGCUUGAGAUGGAUAUGUCGAGCGAUCUGCUCUACUUCAUGUCCACCAAAAUCAGUCGCCGCUUGAUUAAGCUUCAGGCUGAAGACGAAUUCUCAGCCGUCAUGAUGCACAAAGCUACUGAAGAUAUCAAAGACCGACUAGAGCUGCGCUGGAAGAAUGUUCAGGCGGCUCAGGCGGAUUCCCCUCAUUGGGAUGCCUCAGAGAUGGAUAUAACCGGAGAUACCAAACUCUCUUUGACCGAAAGUAAGGAGUAUAUCGCCGGUGUCUUACAUUCUACCCAUGUCCAACCCAACGUGCCAGACUUUCAACCUCAUCAUCACCAGCGGGGCACUAUCGACGACUUCCUUGGUCCUGACGCCAGCUUCUUCGCGAGCGCGUACGUCGAGGACCCCUUUGUAGCGCUCUCUGAUUUCGAAUGUGCCAUCGAGCGGCACAUUGAUGGCUGGGUUGAUGGUGUCAUGAACCUUGAUGCUGCUCGCAUUGAUGCCGCUUGCUUGACCAUUCAAGCACGUGCUACAAGUUAUUCCACCAGAGCGCAACCUUCCUAUUCCGGAAAUCCUGAGAACAUAUCCAUCAUGCUGCUCACGCUAUUCGAACUCUGGGUCGCGCUUGACAAGCUGGCUGUUAAAUCAAUUCCUCUCCUCAAGGAGUACUCUCCGGAGGUCCCAGUUGUCAUUUUCAAUCGCCUUCUCCUUCAAAAGGGUGUCGCUUUAGAGCGACUCAGACUUCUUCAACAAUAUGUUGCCCUUCGCACCCGCCAUGCUCACUCGGGCUUCUCUGUCUUCUCGGAUGGCGCGGACGAGAACACCUUCGCAGUCCGUUAUUAUUACCAAUCUGAGGAGCUGCAGUCAUGCAAGCGCCGCAUCGAACACGAUGCAGACGCUAAGCGGACAGAGCGAACUGCAGAUCUUCGCAACAAAAGCAACAAGUACCAGCAUCUCACAAAUGAAUAUGUUCUCACUACGUGUGACACCUUUACGAACUGGCAGGGUUGGACACGACACGACAGAUAUUGCCGUCGGUGCGAGAAAUUGCAGGAGAGGGAUAGGCUUUCUGUUGAAACUCAUAAAUGGCCACUCCCCGAGCACGUCAAUGAUGCAGCGGUGGUGGUAUUCGAACUCAGUGCUCCGGUUGCUUUCAAGAUGUGGCGAUCUUUCACCUUCCAUUUUCUUCAUGACAUAUGCACCCCAACUACACAACCGAAUCAAAGUGCGACGCAGCACAUGCUACUUGCGUGUCAUGAACCGCUCGUAUGCUAUCACGUAGAGCAUCCUGGUCAACGUAUCACGUUGGCCUCCGCGACAAAGGCCUCCUCGAACUCUCGCAAGUCCCUCCCAUGCACUGAAAGCGAGAUCUUCAUCCAAAAUGAGCUGUGUUUCCGCCUUUACGAUACGACCAAAGGUGUUUGGGCCUCCGGUCCUUUUCGAAACACUGACCUAUUCGAUAUUUGCACGUACGUGUUGCCGGAAGGUCCGUAUCAUGGGCUGCAAUAUUAUCUGUCGGGUACCCAGCACACCCCCAACGAGGUCUUAGCCAACCAGGCUACAUGCCAUGCCGAGUUGACGCUUCACGAAUUCAUCGCUUUUGGGAGCCUCCGUAGCGGCACCCUUCUGCAGUGGAUCAACAUUCUUCGUGAAUUGCGAGCACGCACGCUCACGUUUCGCGAUCCUGCGGUCCACUUGCUGCUGCUCCAGGCUAGUUGUGAAGUGGGAGAGCUUUCGGCCGACGGGUCUAGGGUAUGGCACGAUGAACUGAAAGUCUCCGAUUUUGGGCGCGCCCUGAUCGAUGAGCUCCAAAGCUUAAAAGUAAGCGUGGAAGCUAAUUGGCUGGAGGGCACAACGAUGGCAACGAUCUCCGCCUUGGCGUCCCGCCUUCUCUCAUCAGCAGAAGAUUUCAGCGUCAUUCAGCGCUCGUACGAGUUGCUGCGAGCUGUCCGAAACACAACUUUCAAAUGGGUGCAAGAACUAUCCAAAGCUCUGCAAGCUGCUCCAGAUGAAGAGUCUAGUCGUGAAUGCCAAGCCCGUGUUCGCGACAUGGCAGCAAUUUGUCGCAGCACCUACGAUGUUGGCCCAGAUAAUAUCACAGAACUUCUCCAAUCGCCACAUGACUUGGGGAUCUUGGCGUACUGCUCUGUUACAGUGAGGGAUAACGUCCCUCUAGAUCUACGUGCUCUCCCGCCAAUUCCAAGGUUACUUCUUGAACGCAACCGUCGGUUGUCGCACUUUCUUGAGACCUAUUUCCGAUACCAUGUCGAAGACGACCAAGAAGGCCUUGAUCAGGCUAUGGAACAUAUCUGGCAUGCAUACCGGCGCCACACGCGCUGGACAGUGCUUGAAUCUCCAAACUCUCGGUGGCUUAGGUGUGAAACAGCGCCUUCUAACGACCCAUCCCGCCAAACCGUUCACCUUGAUAUGUUGACGGCUCGCCUAUUGGUUGAUGGCAAGCCAUUAACCAGGCUGCCAGAUUUCUUUGUACAACAUCCUAGUUACACCGUACUCUUCGGUCAUCAAGUGCUUGAUGUUUUCCCCACAAGCAUUUGCAACGCAGAAUUUGCUUCUAAGGCUUUUAUACACGGCUUUCAAAUAUUUUUCGGCAUGCGCAACGGGGAUGUUGUCAUUCAGUCAAAACAGAAGAAUGGGGACCUCCUCGAGCUAAUCCCUGGAGAAAAGCUUAAGCUAGACAUCCCCGCAUUACUGGUCAAAGAUCACGUGCAUUGGCUCAACAAAAGCACUGGUGCGAUCGAAUUUCGUCCGAUGGAGACAAUGUGGCACUCGUCCGACAAGAACUGGGUGUUGCAAUUCACGGAAGGCGGACACUCAGUCGCGUGGCAGGGCAAGUCAACUCUUAUCGACAUUCGUAGCCCCUCUUUCUGCAUGAUGGCAAAGACACUGAGCCCGCUCGAAGAUUUCCGAUACCUGAUUGUCACUUGCAGCGCGGACGCAGGCCAGACUGUAGUCAAGGUCGAUCUCCCUCGGUUUGGGCUCUCUUUCUUUAUAGACAGGGAUGGAGACUUGCAUUCGCGCAACCAGCGAGGCAUGGUCAUUGAUGAAGAUCAGUCUACUGGUACAAUGCUUGGACUUGUUAACCAGCUCGUUUUGCGCCCCAAAGAUCGACAAGCUUGCAGUGAUCGCCGUGUCAUCAUCCCACAAGGUGACCUUGUAGUAGAGCCCAGAGGCCACCAUGUCCAGGUCACCGUCCGUACCAGUCCUAAUCAUGCUCGCCGUCCCUAUCACUGUUAUACCGUUGACGUGGAACUCGGCCGCCUGACAGGAAUCGUUGGUCUCACGAAUAAACUGUACAAGGUGUACUUGCACGCCGUGUGUAGUGCCCAUGUUCCGGAUCCGUUGACCAAACGCACCGGUUUGGAAGAAGCCAUGUGUUUGUUGCAAUCCGCCGCAUGCUAUUCCUUCAUGAAGCUGGACCCGUUCGACUCCAAGCUUCUAGCUCAGAUAGGCUCCUUGACCGUUGACCGGAAAUGGUACAUAAUGGGGUUGCAGGAGGUCCACUGGCAAAGUGGCUUAUCAUCUUAUGUCCAAAGCUGCGCGUUCUACCAUGCUGCGAGGAACAUAGUCCAAUAUGCACAAAAGCUGCAGGUGCUCAGCGAAACACCAAUUGCAGUUUGUCCGAACUUUCCAUCACGCGACAAGUCCCUCCUGGAACGUGCUUCUCAGCGGUCCAUCGUCCUUUACUCCCGAGAUUUAGUCGAUUCCUUCUAUUCCAGCGAAUCGUCCAACAGUGCCAGAUAUGCUUCCAGGGAUGUCCAUUGCCCAACCGACGAUCAAAAAGCUUUUGAUUGCGCACGUAUGGUGCGCGACUGGAGUAUCACGCUUGAGCCUUGUCGGGCGCUCUACGAUGUCUUCGUUCAGUGGAACAAUGUUUUUGGAAAAACACGCAAUAUAUCGCUUCAAUAUAGCCGAGAGUGGUUGAAGCCUGACUUGGCUCAGAGAUGGAUGUCCGUCUACGAACUUUGUCGCCACGCGGAUCGGGAGACUCACACAUUCCAACUCGCCUUCACAUUAUCAGCCAUGACUUACUCCUCCCCAGAGAAUGUGGGACUCGCCGCGACCAUGUUCGCGUUUGCGGUUAUUCCUGAGUUUCGUGCAAUUUGCUCCCCCGGAUAUGACGUAUACGACCUUUCAUUUGGAAUCGAACCCCUAAAACAGGAUAUCAGCCGCCACAUCUCUUCAUAUACUUCCUUUAGCAGUAGUCCUGAGGCAUCCUGGUCUCGUUACAAUGACGAGUCGCACCGCGACUUGGAAAGCCGGCGACAAAAUCACUUCCAAUCCGAGUGUCUACGUGAACAGAAAGCGGCAGUCGAUAUCCUUCUUGAUUGUUGGCCUUGCUAUUCCGUCCCUACACGCGCUCUGGAUUGUCUGAGCGGCUCCCGAUAUGACAAGCCCAAUGUUAGCGCUACCCUUGAAAAGCAAUACUCGAACUGCUAUCGCAACCGGUGUCUGAAGACAUAUCUGGAUCGCGUGCAGAAUGUGCUUGAUGAAGCGAGGCGGAUUUUCACGCCGUCCUUCGAGCAAUCAUACACAUUCACCCCAAGCAAUUCAGAUGUUAUGUCAGUCACCACCGCCGUCCUUACCAAAGACUUGUUCAAAAAGCCUCCGCCCAUCAUCACAUUACCCCCUGAUCCACUCAAGCAAAGUCAUGUUUCACUGACUGACACGUCCUCUGGCGGCGGGCUUGAUUCAUCUCCACUGGAGCAUGUCAUCUCGAACCUCUCGCGACGUCGAUCGGACCAGUUUGGUAGCCAGUAUGCUGCACAUCUAGAAGACAGCAGAACCCAUCUAGAGAAUGAACAAUCGCCCACCGCGCUGUACCCGGCUCGCUGGACAGUUGACAUGUUGCAACAUCAUCAUACAUGGUGUAAUAAGCUCUAUAAAAACGCCUUUCGUAAAUUGGAGGAGCAUCUAGCUCCUUCGAGUUUAGCAGAGGAGAGUUUGUUCAAUUCUGGGCAAUGGCCACGCAUUACCGUUACAUUUCUGCUCGGCCUCCUCGCCUCCACGUCAAAAACGCCCGACUCAUGGAAAGCCCCUUUGACCAAUUUCGCCCAUAUUCUUCUUCGACUGCAAAGAUCACGACGACUUCUGAAAUUGAAGUUAGCAGCUGAUGGCGACAGUGAGGAGUUCGCAAAAGAGCUGGCGAACGACGGUUACCUAGGAGUGGAUGGUACGCAGAAAUAUCUGGACUGGCUUCUAAUUCAGGCAGAGAACCGAUUUCUUAUCCGUCACAUGCAAGCUAGUGUGGCAAUCGAGAUGAUUUCCCCAAGCUCUAACAACAAUACCGCCCUGCAGCUUCAUAUGGGGGAAGGCAAAUCUUCCGUGAUUGUACCUAUCUGUUGCGCUGCACUAGCAGACCGCAGCAAUAUGGUACGGGUUGUCGUGCUAAAGCCUUUGGCUGUGCAAAUGUUUCAGCUGCUCGUGGAACGGCUCAGCGGCCUUACCAACAGGCGAAUUUUCUACAUGCCAUUCUCCCGUUCCUUGCCCAUUACUUCCAACCAUGCAGAAAUCAUCCAGUCACUGUUUGAUGAGUGCAAAACCGUUGGUGGUAUUCUUAUCGCACAACCAGACCACAUCCUCUCUUUCAAGUUGAUGACCGUCGAGCAACAGCUUUCGCCUGCGAUUGCGGUUGGACGACAUUCGACAGAAUUGGCCACGCCCCUACUGAAUAGUCAACGAUGGCUUGAUACGCACACUCGCGACAUACUAGAUGAGAGUGAUGAACUGCUGCAUGUUCGCUUUCAACUUAUCUACACUAUGGGCGAUCAACAGCAAUUGGAAGGUUAUCCUGAUCGAUGGACCACAAUACAGCAGGUGAUGACCCUUGUGGAAAGACAUGCUUGCGGUCUGCACGAAGAAUUUUCUCCUCUUGGAGUAGAUUUCCAGCAAGGCGCUGUCGGAACCUUCUCAGGUUUCAGAAUCCUGGAUGAUCAUGCAGGUAAAAAGUUGGUCGAGCUGCUUUCUGACGACAUCCUUGCCGGCCGUCUUCCAAAUUUCGCGUUCGACCACGUGCCAUCUCAUAUCAAAGACUCCAUCCGUGACUUUUUUAUCCAACCCACUAUUGACCCACAACUCCUUCGCGACUAUUGCGCCGGGUCCAGUCUGUGGAAUGGACUACUACUCAUUCGAGGUCUCCUUGCACACGAUAUACUGGUAUACACGCUGAAGGAGCGGCGAUGGCGCGUAGAUUAUGGUCUGGAUCCCCAACGCACGAUGCUCGCCGUGCCAUACCGGGCCAAGGAUGUUCCCUCAUCUAGGGCAGAAUUCGGACAUCCAGACAUCGCAAUCGCACUUACAUGUCUUUCAUACUACUACGAAGGGCUCACUGAGAAACAGGUAGCCCUCUGCUUCCGUCAGCUACUCAAGCAAGACAAUCCCGCAUUGGAAUAUGAGGCAUGGAUCAAGGGAUUGUCUUUAGCUUCGCUUCCAGAAAACCUGCGACGCCUCAGCGGAAUAAACAUGGAGUCUACUGAACAGUUCACUACCUGUUUGGUCCCUCUCUUCGGGCGCAACAAGGCUGUCAUAGAUUUCUUCUUGGCUCAGAUCGUCUUUCCAAAAGAAGCGAAGCAAUUUCCCCACAAGUUAUCUUGUUCUGCUUGGGACCUUGCAGAGAAAAAGUCUUCCGGAUUGCUUACCACUGGCUUCAGUGGAACAAACGAUUUUCGCUACCUGCUACCCACCACCAUAGCGCAGCAUGCACUACCCCACCAGCGUGGUACGAACGCCAGAGUUCUCACCCACCUUUUGCAGCCAGAGAAUGGUCAUUAUGACUCACGUGCCGCCGGUAGAGGCGCUCGGGAGCUCCUUGAGGCCAUCGCGAAACAGUCGCCGGAAAUACGAGUCUUGCUCGAUGUGGGUGCACAAGUGCUUGACUUGCGAAAUGACAAGGUGGCGGAGAUGUGGCUGGAAAUCAACCUGGAUGCUCAGGCGGCGAUCUAUUUCAACAAGCACGAUGAACUUGUGGUGCGCACUCGGGAUAAAGUUAUAGAACCUUUCUCUGCGUCUUGCUUUGCUCAGCAAUUAGACCAGUGUGUAUUGUAUUUGGACGAUGAACACACCCGAGGAACGGACGUCAAGUUGCCUCGGGGAUUCCGCGCAGCUGUCACGUUAGGGCCAAAAGUCACUAAGGAUCGCCUUGUCCAAGGGUGCAUGCGUAUGAGAAAGCUCGGCCACGGCCACUCAGUCAUGUUUUUCGCACCUCCAGAAGUAGAUCGCAGCAUCCGAGACGUGAACAACAAGGACGAUGCUGAGGACAUUCAUGUGUCGGAUAUCCUCGUGUGGGCGAUGACAGAGACGUGCUCGGACAUUCAACGUCGUGCUUCACAAUGGCUUCAGCAUGGGGUGGAUUACACGUCUCGCCACAAUGCAUGGUCCUCGUUCUUAUCUAACCAUAUUCCGCCCGUCGAACUCGCCCGUUCUUGGCUUCAGCCAGAGGCCAAGCGCUUGGAAACGUUAUACGCAUCAGCUCAGAUGGACAAAUCUGUUUCACAGACAUCGCUAGAUGAAGAGCUCUUGGAGAGAUGCGACAGCCUUGGGUUAAGCGUUUUGCCUAACAACCGCUUGGACGAAGAGCAAGAGAGAGAAGUAGUACAGGAGAUCGAGCGUGAGUCCGAGGUGGAGAGACCGCCACAAGUGCCGGCUGCUACCCAUUGCAUCGACGAGGACGUCAGGUACUUCAUUCGAACAGGCUACAUUCCGGAUGGAUCUCGUGUGUUUACUGCAGUUUUCGACACCCUCACUACAACUUCAGCUGCUUUCUCGGGGAGUCAGCCGUGGUCACGGGACGUGUUUGCCUCGAGGGAUUUUACCACGACAGUUCUGACCGCAGACAAAACGGACAGCUAUAUUCGUCUAGUCAACUGGAUUCUUUCAAGCACAACAUCUGGCACACUGGUGCUGGUUAUUGUCAGCCCCUUCGAGGUUAACGCGUUAUUACCUGACAUUCGAUCAAGUAAACUAGUUCGCUUGCACACUUACACACCUCGUGUCAUCAAGAUGAUGAAGUCCUGCGAUGACUUGCGCCUUUACGUCAUACCAUCACUCCCCGCGCGAUGGAUGCUACAUGACUCCAUCACCCGCCAGCUCAACGUCUUUGCUGGGCAACUAUACCUUCCUCAUCGGCGCACAUACGUGAAGCUGUGCCGCUUCUUGGGCAUUUACACCGCAGAUCUCAAGGACCAGGGUACUUUUGAGAUCUAAAGUGAUGGUUUCAUCAGACCGGACGAUCGGCCUCCUGCUGCGGAUUACCCCGACACCUUCCAACAAUCGCCUAUCCCCAUGUUGAAGGCUCUCUUCAUUAUGCGCCGCAAGGGAAUGGGGUACUUGCCUACGCACAUCGGGAAGCUAUUGGGUGCUCAACGGUUGACGAACGAGGACUUCGAAGAGACAGCUUGAUC
Molecule: messenger RNA, 9377 nt
Organism: Suillus paluster
Lineage: Eukaryota; Fungi; Basidiomycota; Agaricomycetes; Boletales; Suillaceae
Exons: 6
Coding region: 142-9180 (3012 amino acids)
Source: RefSeq, a predicted model, not a curated record